CCAGGAGGUGGCGGCAGUUUAAAUCUCUGCGACUGUCUAGGAGGGUAACAUAACGGCUUGGUGGUGAGCGAGGUACACCAACUUGGCGACAAAUGUUAGCCAAGUGCUAAACUAUUUGUUGUUGUCAAGCCUUUGUCAUAUUGCCGAGCCUAGUUUCAGCAUUUUCAUCUGUCCAUCCCCUUAAAGAAAGUGGAGUCGUCCAACAGAAAAGGUAAUUUAACGCCAGGAUGCUAACGUUAGCCAACGCUGUUUUGAUGAUUGCUAACCAAAAGCUGCUCCCUGCACCUUAGCUUCCAUGUAACAGUUACACCAGGACGAGAGGGUAAAUGUGUUGAUUCUAGAUGGAAAUAAUUCCCCUUUUGAUGAUAAUAAAUUUCGAUUUUUCCUAUUUUUAUACUAGCAAAAGCUAACUGACGCAAGCAAGAUACACUCUGCUACUAUGUAGCAGCCUACCUAAUUUACUAGUUAGCUAACAACCAGUAGAGCUAGCCAGCCAAGCUCAUGUUAACGUUAGAUCUGAAGCUACUGAGGCUAACUUCCCCAUUAAAAUCUUAUGUUUCAACACUGGACGGCGGAUAAUUGUACUGAAUUAUGCGCAUGUAGUUGAAGUCAAUCGUUGUUUCUGUAAUCUGGAGUGAAAAUCUACCCAUUUUAACUAGCGUUAGUUCAUGACUUGUGACACCUGCUGACGAUGUUAACGAUCAAUGUUGCAUCCCCACUCAAUAUCUUGCCACAUUUGAAGAUACAUUUUACUUUUGGUCCCCUCUAUGAAUCGCAUAAUAGUUAUAUGUGCUUAAAUAUGUUGUAUGACUUUUAGGGAUUCCUUCAUGAGCAAGUGUGACGGAGUUUUUGGACUAAGCAUGGGCGAGAGCAAGUUAGGGUGUGCACAUCCGUGCUAUGGUGUCACUUAAGGCUACAUUAAGUAUGAUUCAGUCGUAUACUGUUGGUCCUCUAUGUGAUUAUUCAAUAUGCAUUAUCUAGGUUUGGCAUAUUAAUCUUUCUGAACUCUUUAAUUCAUGAUUUCAAAGCUAUUUUUCAUUUUAUUGUCUUUUUUUCGCUGCAGGCAUUGACAUCCACUCCGCUGCUGGAGUUGCUGUGAGAUUAUGCAGUCAAACAGGUCUGAGCACAGUCACGGGCGGCAAUACAGCGACAGAAGUUCAAGGCUGUGGGAUGACUAUGAUCACAGACGGGAAGAAAGGCAUGAACCUCACAGAGAUGUAUCGCAGGAUUCCUAUCAGAAAUAUGGUGGAAAUGCAAAAAGAGGCAAAAAGAGGACACGCAGAAGUAUAGAGUACAGUGAGUCGCUUAGGAUGCUGUACAGCAAAGACUCAUUUAACAGAGACUUGAGCAGAAAGAGCUCAGCGAGGAGACUCAUGUCUUCCCCUGAUUGGGGUACUUUUGAAAAGAAAAGGCAAAGGUUUACAGAGGAUGAUAGAGAUGAUAACAGAUACAGGCCUGAGGAUAAUACAAACAGGCUGUCACCCGACAGUUUUUCACGUGCACACGUGACCAACGACUUUAAACAAAUGCUACCACAGGAAGAGGAUUUCAAAUACAGGAAAACACCUCAAGACUCCAGACACAAAUAUGUGCAUGAGGAGUUCACCUAUAAGCAACAACAUGACAGACAAUCGUCUGGAUAUUACAAAGAUAGAGUGGGUCGUGAAAGGAGCCGAGACUGUUCACAAGAGAGGAAACGAUCGCGAGAUCGCUCUAAGAGUUAUGUCAAACCUAGAGAGAGGAAUGACAGCCCCUCUACGGAUCAUGAGGAGCAUCUUCAAAAUACAGCAAGGUUUCCAUUGAAUGGAUCUUGUGGACAGUUUUUUGAGAGUGACGUCACCAACCAAAGUCCUGCUGUUCCUGAGCAGAAGUCCCUCAUGGGUUUCCAGCGCUUCCUCAAUGUGCUCAACAAGGGUGUGAACGUCGAAACGCUCACCAAGAUAGUGACUCAGACCUCCACAGAAGUGGGCGAUCCACCGAGUUCUACAUCUUCUUUCGUGAAUACUGAUCAUCCCUGGUCUCCCGGUUAUGCCGGAGGGCAACAGGGAAGCCACCAAAAUACCAGCCACUGGAGUGAGAGUGACGGAUUUCAGAGACGGGCUUCUUCACAGCUUCGUCACAGGUCCUUCAGCCCAAAGGGGCGGUCUCUGUCUGAUGAGAAGUCUCUGCAAAAGAGAGACGGAGAGCAAAGCUACUCCAACAGUAGAUCCAGAUCUCCCUCAGAAGAAGAAAAGACAACACUGACACCUGAAGAUGAGCACAAGCACAGGCAAAUGCAGGAUGUUUUGCAGGCCAUUGGCAUGAAUUUAGGAUCCGAGGAACUGGGCCAAAUGUCCAAUCGGAUCCAAGAGCGGUUAUAUGGAAAGAAGGAAAGUGACCGCCAUCGUAGAGGAAGCAGGGAAAGAGAUACCAGGCAAGCGUUUUCACCACGACCGCACAGUAGAUCAUCAUCAUCAUCAUCCAGCAGAUCUAGUUCCAGCCCGUUAAAUCAGGAAUAUUACAAGAAAAAAGACUCCUAUAGCACUCAGAGUGAUGUAACCGAGGUACACCAAGUACAGGUGCACGAGGGUGUUGAAUAUGGCCAGAAUAGCACCAGUAUCACUUUACAGGAGAGUGACGAAUGUGAAACUUACUCCAAGGAAAGCACGGCUGCAUGUCAAGCAUUUCCUCAAAAUUCAGUAUACACUUUCUUAAAGCCAUCUCCUACACCUGUAAUGCCGAUGUACCCUCCAGUAAACUGUUCAUCACUGCCAUACCCACCUCCUCCUAACUUGCCUCACCUUGGACCCAGGCUUUUCUGGCCUCCCAUGCCUCCCUUCUUCCCCUCCCCCCAGGUCCCACCUGUAAGUAUCUUUCCAGCAGUACUGGCUGAAACACAGCACAUGAGUCAUCCCUAUUCUUACUUCCCGGGUAUAGACCCAGCACUGUACCACUCGGAAAAAUGGAAACCACUGUCAAGGCCCCGCUGUUUGCAAGUCAUUAAAACCAAACAGACCAAACAGCCUGGAUGAAGACAAUUGCAUAGGUUAGAAAUCUGACUGAUAUAGCAAGAAAAAAUUGUGUCUUCUCUCUGGGGAAUAGUAAAAUAUCUUCAUAAAAUAAACAGCUGGGCCUUCACAGAGUUCACCAAAAAAACAACACGAAACACCCAUUGAUAAAAUGAAUAUUGAACAUCUGCAAGCAUCCUGUCCGACAGCAACAAACAAGGCAAUACAUAACACGGACAAGGAAAUGAACAGGCCUCAGGUUUAUUGACAUACCUGGAACUCUGUCCAUUGCCCGCCUAUUGUUCUUACACCCGAAACACAAUGUCACUCCAACGAGAACCACUGUGUGAAGAAAGUGUUUAUUGAUCUCUGAACAUUUAGUUUUCUUGAAUUUGUUUUUAAAGCCAUGAUUUGAUACAUUAGAAUUUUUGCUGAGGUUAUAUUUGUCAACAGAAUUCUUUUUGUCAGAAUUAUCAUGAAAUGGCAUCAUGAUAUUUCGAUCUUCAGAGGGUUUUGGCCAACACAUGAUCUAUAAAAUGUGCUGUGCUGUACUCUUAGUUAAGCUAUUUUCUUUUCUUUUUUUUAUACACAUGCAGAAAAUGAUGUAAAUAUUUGAAUAGCAUAAUAUUAAAUGCAAUGAUUGUAAGUAAAUUGCUGAGAGAUGUUUAAUUGCACCAAUUUUUGUUGACUAUAUUGUGAAGAAAAAAGCAGUUCUCAGAAGAAGGAAACGUUGGAUGGGACCGUCACGUACAACAUUUAAAACGACCCUCCAUGGCAGGCUGCACAGUACAUUCAGUUAUUGAGAAGACUGCAACAUCAGAGUGGGACCAAUCAGGAUCUUGGAAAACAACACUGCAUGGUUUGGAAAAUUGUUUAAUUUUAAUUGAUCCAUUUCUAUACCAAGCAGGUUCACCAUACAUUACAUAUAUUAUCGCAUAGUUUGUAUAGAUACCAUUCUAGACAAACGAUGAAUAGGACAUGUUAAUGAUUUUAGACUUUGGUGAGAGGAACAUGAGAACACACACCUCUCUACAUGAAUGGAGCUGACGCGGAGCAAGUGAAUAGUUUUAACUUCCUGAGAAUCGGCAUCACAAACAACAUGACAUGGUCAUCACACAAGAAGAAAGCUCAUAAAUGGCUGUAUUUCUUAAGGAAACUGAAGACGGCAAAGCUCCUGUGCUCCAAUUCGUGUUAGCUUUUACAGAGGAUCAAUAGAAAGCAUUGUUGAGGUAUCCACCAAUAAUGUCCGAGACACGCUACACCCUAGUAAUUAUCUUGGUGUUAAAAUAAUGAAUACAUCAGUUGAUUUAAUGUAACUAUGAUUAAACAAAUACUUGUAUCGAGGAGAAGGCUGUAGUGCUGGUGAAAACUGCAGAUGAACUCUGAUACUCUAAAUGACACUUCUCAGCCUGGGGGGGCGAGAGACAAGACAAAGAAAGAACGUAAUGACGGUAUCAUAGAGUUUGAGCAUCUGGCUGACACUUGCAUCGGUCCAUGUAUUCCCAUACUGUGUUGUGAUGGUUCAAGGAUGAUUUUGAUUUAAUGUGUGACUUUAUAUCCUUUAUCAAAAUAUAAUGUGAGAAUUAUAAUGCUGAAUGUAUGUGUAAGCAAAAUUAAAUUAGUCAGAGAGACACCCUGUUCAAUGGGGCCUAUGUAUUGAAGCAUCCUUCGCCACACCGGGCAGGCCGUAAAAUUAGUGAAGUAUAGGAUAAACUAUCAGGGUAACAUCAGGCACAUAAAAUGUGCAUUGUAUCCUUAAGGCAUAGACCAUGGGAAGAUACGAUGAGUACUUGUUGUCGAGGUCAUAAAGAAGGGAGGCAGGCGGUCAGAAGCAUGUAUCACAUGUUCCCAUUACACCCCUUCCUCAGAAAAGAGGGGUUAAUGGGGAAGUUGUCUAAACUUUAAAUUAGGCCUGUCAAAAGUUAAUGAAUACUUGUACUGUUUCGUUAAAUGAUCCGAGAAGGACCUGUUGUCUACCAUAUAUGGACAUGAAGGAUGGAGAGGAGAGGAGAGCGAGGCUUACGUGAAGACCGAGUUGAUGACUCCGGUGAGGUGCAUGUUCUAGAGAUUUUGACAUUUUGUAAGAACUUUUCCGAUAUUCAAUUUUUGUAAUUCGAUAUUUUACUUUUUGUGAAAACCAAAUAAAACCGGUCUGUAUUUUGUGCAUUCCGACCAAAGUCCAGUGUUGCUCAUCUCUGUUGGGGUUCCCGUAGUCGCCUAAAGAGUGCACUGACUGCAUACACCGUGACAGAAAGUGGCUGAAGGAUGAAUCCACUCGACUGGGAUCACGGUGCUGUUCGCUCAUUCCAGAGAGGUCUGAGUCCAAAUCACCAGAAUGAUGUCUACAACAGCAUGGAGGAUGCUUCAGUCACCAAUGAGGAGUGGCACACUUUCUGCAAAUAUGCAAGACGGACUGCUGAUGAAACUCAAAGCAGCAUGGGAUGGGAGGAACUCAGUCUUCCCCUGCACAACGUUUACACACAGGACUCAGAAGUUGAGGACGCAGAUGGAGAAGCCCUUGAAAUGGAUGAAGAGGAUCCAGAGCUGGCAAGAAAGCGGAAAGAGCUGAGAGAGAUAGAGGAGCAAAUACUACUUAAGAAAGCUGCUAUUGCCUUGAAAACAGUUGAACCGUUUGUGAAGAGCACAACGUCUCCAGACUUUUCCUGUAAUGAAUCAGCAUCAUGCAUCGGUGCAACUCUUAGAGACAGGGUGAAUUUGAUUUUAAAGCAACAACAUCCUGCCAGCUGUCUGUCAAAGGUCCGUUCACCCAAAGAGAGAAUGAACUCAUCCCGCCUGAGCAAAGACGGUCUGCUGCAGGACGACCAUCCUCUGAAGCUCAGAGUGAAGGCACUAAUGAAGCGGAGAUGUAGCGAUCCAUUUGUUUUGCCAGCAAGCAUCGCGGUCCCUGACCUCACACCACCUCCUUCCAGCCCAAGCAUUACUUCACCAGACAACGAGAACAGCGUCAACGAGGGUUUCCUGCGCUUCCUCAGCGUUCUCAACAAAGGAGUGGACAUGGACUUCCUCAGUAGGAUUGUCAACGAUGACAGUGUGGAUCUUCCUUUGGGUGAGGAGCUCCUCAACAUUCCUGUUCCUGGCGUAGAGAACAAGUCAGAUCCAACCCUCAGGAGAGAGAGCCAGCAAUCAGAUAGUGGAGCCUCGCUGCCGGGCAGCUGUGGAGAGAGGAAAUCUGACCCGCCCAGUCAAGAGAGAUCCCUCAGUGAGAGACUUUCCCCACCUAAUGAUGACGAGAAGAAGAAUGACCGGAGUCGAUCCAAGUCUCCCUCCGCAGUGAAGCAGAAAGAAGAAGAAAAAACAAAGGUGGACGAGCAGCGUGAACAGCUCCAGAAUAUUCUUAAAUCUCUGGGGUUGAGCCUGGAAGUGGAAGAGAUGAGCAAAUUAGCAGACCGGACUCAGGAGAGGCUGUAUGGGAAGAAGCAUGAAGACACAAGAGUAGAGCAGGAGAGUCGGCAGAGGGGCUCUCAAAGACAUUACAGUAACUGCUCCUCCUCCUCAAGAUCAAGCUCUAGAAGCAACAGUCCAAGCCCCUCUCGCCGUUGGCGCUCGCUCAGCAGAGAACCGAGACGAAGGUCUGAACACAGCGACAGAAGGGGAGAUGGACUGACACGCCAUGACGGUAACGAGGACAGCAAGGAAGAACAGAGGUACAGGGACGAAGGCGAAAAAUACCCCAAAGAAAUCUCUUCUUAUCAACAUCUGUGUCAACAAAACCAUACGAAUACCCAGCCAGAUAACAGUUUACCCCAAGACUCACUGUACACUGCCGACCACAGUGGCAUCAACAGCGCUGAUUUAAGUUCUUACUGGGCACCUACUCAGGGUGCCAUUCCUCCCUUCUUUUAUACUAGCGGGCGUCCUAUUCCACAAAACACCUACCAAAGCUUUCCUGGCUCUGUAGUGGCACCUAACGUGGAUUACCCACAUCAGCGUGGCUCUUUUGACAUCAACCUAUUUGUGAAUCCAGAUCUGUCUAAGAGUGAAGGCCAAACUGGAUCUGCUUCAGGCAGUCGCUGCCUGCAGGUCAUCAGCACUGAGCAGCCGCAAUUCAAUAUAUGGAAGAGACAACGACAACUGAGAGAAAUCCAGAUGGUGGAGAAGGUGGAGGCUCCACAGCUUAAAGAAGAUGACACUAAAGCCGAGCAGUCGGAAGAAAAACGACCGCCAACGGACAAGGAAAUUAAAGCGAACUUGAGGAAAAAGCUUGAAGCGUUUAACCAGAAGAUGAAGCAGAAAGUCACACAGCCAGCCAACUCCCUCUCCCCUCAGACUGGUUGAAGUAAGUAAAUCACAGUGUGACGUUACAGCGUGUGUCUUCAUCAAUGAAUAAAUGUUCCCGCUUUGGACUGCUUCUGUUUCGUAAGCACUGAUCAAAUACAAUGUUUUUCCUCUGCAAUGAUUCAUCGGUACCUAUUUAUGAUUCUACCAAUUUAACAUGAAAUACGUUAAGUUAUGUUAUGAUGCACCAGUUGAGGGAUAAAAACAAAUUCCAACCAACAAAACAUCACAGAAUGUCUUUUUCUUUCUCACUUAAAUUAUAUUGUGAUAAUAUAGAAUUAAAUGUCCAUUAAAAAUUAAGAAAUUAAGUCUUUAUUAACUGCACAAUGAAAAAAGGGAAUUUUGUCAGCAGCAUUGAGUAACUGUCAUUCGGUCUCACGUCUUUUACAUUUUUUUCUCCUUUCUCUGUAGACGUGUGGAUCGUCAUGACGGAUAAUUUGAACCUGCUGUGAGCCCCGACGGACCAUGUGGAUCAUGUUCAACAUUCAUUAUUUACACAUGCAGUUAAUGGUGUUACAGCGCCAUUUAGUAUUUAGUCAUUUCCAGUUUUGUACUGAAUCAUCCUCAAACUCUAACAAGUAUAUUUUAUCUUUCUCAAAAGAAUAUUUUUGUGCCAUUAAUUGCCGGUUUGGGCUGAGACGGGUAUUACCCGUGUCAGCUCCACAUUUCUGUGAAUAUUACUACUUUGUAACUCUGUUUUUAAACGACCGUUUUUUCUUGGUGCUGUAUAGGCUACAUUUGAUUAAACAAAGUAUGUUUUGCAGGCUUUCUUAAUCUGUUGAUGAAUAUAUAUUUUUUUAUAUUAAAAGUGUCAGGUGCAGGUGUUUUCCAUUCAAAUUGCUUUUCCAAGUGAAGUCUUAAAAAAAUAUUGAAACGUUAGUAGUCGAUACUAAAUCGGUGCAGUUCUCUUUCGAGGUCAUUCUGACCAGCUCAACACUGUAAGUUCUUUAACAUUUAGCUGUACGUAAAGUUUAGGCAGACAAAGGACCACUAAAACAAACAAAAACAACCUCAGCUUGCAGAUGUAAAUGAAGCCAAUUGUGACAAUGGAGAGCUAGAAGCUGAAGUCUUUAUUUGUGAAAUGUUCAGUGUACAGUAGAUGAGCCUUUUAUAGACCCUUUGAGUCAACACAGCCUUAACUUUCUCACCACUUUGGACUUACCCUUCAAAGGCUUUGAGACUCAACGGCAAUGUCUCUUUCCAGAAAUUGUGAUUUCAGUUUUUCAAAUGUGUCUUUUGGAGCUUUGAGCACCACAAGCC
This is a messenger RNA of Anarrhichthys ocellatus (wolf-eel), 8543 nucleotides long. Its product is annotated as cyclin-dependent kinase 12-like. The record is from RefSeq and is a predicted model, not a curated record. The transcript has 7 exons. The coding region runs from base 5253 to 7283 and encodes 676 amino acids. Lineage: Eukaryota; Metazoa; Chordata; Actinopteri; Perciformes; Anarhichadidae.